Artibeus jamaicensis (Jamaican fruit-eating bat) is the source of this 4762-nucleotide messenger RNA. It is a transcript of the gene RRP1B, whose product is annotated as ribosomal RNA processing 1B. Gene Ontology annotation, cellular component: nucleus; preribosome, small subunit precursor; preribosome, large subunit precursor. Lineage: Eukaryota; Metazoa; Chordata; Mammalia; Chiroptera; Phyllostomidae. The coding region runs from base 116 to 2374 and encodes 752 amino acids. The record is from RefSeq and is a predicted model, not a curated record. The transcript has 16 exons. Gene Ontology annotation, biological process: rRNA processing.
UCGCCACUCUCCUCCGCGCAGUCGCGGCCGGAGCGGCCAGGCGGCAGUCGCUCGGGAACGGCGGGAGGUCGAGGGGUGGAAGACUGUCGCCAGGGAUGCUGCAAAGCGCCCCGCCAUGCAGCCGGCCGAGAUCCAGUUCGCCCAGCGUCUGGCGUCCCACGAGAAGGGCAUCCGGGACCGGGCGGUGAGGAAGCUGCGCCAGUACAUCAGCGUGAAGACUCAGAGGGAGACAGGAGGUUUCAGUCAAGAAGAACUUCUAAAAAUAUGGAAAGGACUCUUCUAUUGCAUGUGGGUGCAGGACGAGCCCCCUCUGCAGGAGGAGCUAGCCAACACGAUCUCCCAGCUCGUCCAUGCUGUGAACAACCCAGAGGCCCAGCGCCUGUUCCUUCGGACCUUCUGGCAGACCAUGAACCGAGAGUGGACGGGGAUUGACAGGCUGCGCCUGGACAGGUUCUACAUGCUGAUCCGUCUGGUCCUGAGAGAGUGCUUUGAAGUUCUGAAGCAGACCGGCUGGGAAGAAAGCCGGGUCCAGCUUCUUCUCGAUGUCUUGAUGAAGGAAGUCUUGCACCCUGAGAGUCAGUCUCCCGAUGCAGUGAAAUUCCACUUCAUUGACAUUUAUCUGGAUGAACUGUCCAAAGUAGGAGGAAAAGAGCUUUUGGCAGAUCAGAAUCUCAAGUUUAUUGAUCCAUUCUGCAGAAUUGCUGCCAAGACUAAGGACCAUGCACUGGUGCAGACUAUAGCUAGGGGUGUUUUUGAAGUCAUUGUAGAUCAGUCUCCUUUUGUACCUGAAGCGGCAGUGGAGGAACUGCACACUAAAGUGGGCGACGGCCACCUCUCUGAAGGAGAGAGAGCCGGAGAGGAGGUGACGUGGAGAGGAACAUUCAGGAAACGGAAGACAGCACUGGGUAAAUGCUACUCCAGGAAGGACGGAGUCGGCGGUGAAGGCGCGGGAGACGGCGGCGGCAGCGUGGAGGACACUGGGCCGCUUCUCCAGUUUGACUAUAAGGCCAUUGCUGACCGACUCCUAGAAAUGACCAACAGGAAAAAUAUCCCUCCCUUCAACAGGAAACGUCUCUCCAAGCUAAUCAAGAAAUUCCAGGAUCUCUCAGAAGGUGGGAUACCUCGGCUCGGUUUUACCAAGGACUUUUCUACUGAUGAGGAGGACCCAACCUUCAGUCAAGGGAGGCAUAAGAAAAGAGGAAAUAAACCUUUGGGGAAACCAGACGUGGAAAAAGGGAAAGGAAACGAGUUCUUCAUGGCUGAGGGAGAAGAGAGGAAAGGCGGUGUUCAGAAGAGGAAAAGGAAAAAGAAGAAGAACCACCUUCGGCAUGGACACUUAGGGUCAGGGAACGCAGCCGUGCCCGCCCUGCAGAAUGGGGGCAGUGAGCCAGAGGGAGGUCCGGGCAGAGCACAGAAGCCGGGUGUGGCUGAGCCGGGGGCAGGGGCCGCCCCCAGCCCCCAGGAGCAGAGCGGCUCAGAGCGCCCCCCCUCGCACCCUCCCACUCGCAGCAGGAGGAAACGAGCGAGGAAGCGGAGCCCACGGUUCCAAGGACUGACCUUGGAGUCAGCAGCGUCGCCUCUGGAGGACUUGCGUCAAGGAGGCCUCAGCAAUGGUCAUGGUCAGGCACUUGCCUCCCAAGCUUUCCCUGCCAGUGGAGCCCCAGCCCCUAAGAGGAAGAGGAAACCCAAGGCCCCCUGGGUCAAUGGUAGCCCGCCAACGCUAGCCUGGCCCCCGCCACAGGAGGAGGGCCCUGCAGCAAGCCCAGCAGACGGAGAAGAUUGCCCCGCCUCCCUGCCCCCGGGUGGGAGACUGAAGAAAAAGAAGGGGGAGCCCAGCCGUCUUGACCUCUACAAUCCAGGCAUGCAGAAAACUGCCAUCUUCAAAAAGAGGAAGAAAAUGAAGGAGAUGUUGAACUUGGUUGAACACAGCAGAAUAUUGGAAUCUGAACUCAAGCGCGUCCAGACUCUGGGGAGCAGUGGAGCUUUCAGCCCUUUGAAGAAGAAGCUGAGGACUGAGAAUGACUUUGUGAAAUUUGAUACCCCCUUCCUACCAAAGCCCCUGUUCUUCAGAAAAGCUAAGAGCAGCCCUGCCACCUCGGUGACCCCUGCUAUGCAGCUCAACAAAACACCAUCCAGCUCCAAGAAGGUCACCUUCGGGUUGAACAGAAACAUGACUGCGGAAUUCAAGAAGACAGACAAGAGCAUCUUAGUCAGUCCCACGGGUGCCUCCCGAGUGGCCUUCAACCCUGAGCAGAGGCCCCUCCAUGGAGUGCUGAAGACCCCCACCAGCUCCCCCGCCAGUACUCCCCUGGGGACCAAGAAGCCACUGACCGCCACACCAAAGAGAAGACCGACGGCUAUGGACUUCUUCUAGGAGAGUAGGAGAGUCUUAUUAGUAAAGACUGCUUUUGUACAGAAUACUCUAUAAAUUAUAACUUUAUAGGUGGGGUGUUUUCUAUUGCUUUAUGAGUUGUGUGUCCGAGGGUCCGAGUGUGAGCUGUGAUGCUGCUGUGGGCGCCUUGGUUGAAGCUUUUGCUACAUACAUCAUCCGUGCUGCAGCUCCCCAGUAUCCCACAUUUGGGUUCACUCAGUGCCUCCAUGGGCGUGGGAGCCAAGAGCAUGGGAGCCAAGAGCGUGUUGACCGUCACUGCGAGUGGGCACCAUGGGCACGGGGACAGCCCGGAGUUGGACUGGAUCCACAGUGCAGUCACAUUUCCACAUGUGCUCAGCUGGGGGUGGACCAGCGAGUGGGGGCGGGAGAGCAGAGCCCUGUGGCCCGUGUCCUGCCCUGUGACCCUACCUCUCAGCCAACCCAGUGUCCUCACCAGGAGAGCACCACCGGCCCGCUCGCCAGCCCAGGUCGCCGUGCGCCAGCCGCUCUGUACACGGAAGUGUCUGCACCAGCCACCGUGUCACCUGGCAUCACCUGGCACAGAGCAGCUUUCAUCUCAAAGGAAAACUCAGCUCUCCAGGGAGGUGGCUGCAGCGUCUGGAGAGCCCAGCCCCCACUGGAAGGCGGCAGAGCAGCUUUCAGGACUGCGUGGGCAUAUUUAUUUGUUCAUAGCUACCUUGUAUCUGAAAUACUGAGUCUUGCACUUGCAGGUUUUUAUAAAGUCUGAUUUUAGUUAAUCACAAAAAAUUGGGGUAGGGUUGCAGGGAAGGCACACCGACUUGAAUUGGGGAAGCAAAUGAACUUCAAGCAGCCUCACUUGAUCUUUGACCUUGUUUGGAGAAGCUGGGUCUGCCCUGAGCCUGAGAGAGGGAUGGGAUGCUGACUCGGAAAUCGGUGGUCACCUCGGGAAAGCCCCUGGUCGCUGGCUCUCUCUUGAGUUUGCACGAUGACAAAGUGCAGACCUGAAGGAGGAGUCAUACCUGGGGACUCGGUUUUCCCCUCCGGUGCCCAGCACUUCCCAGCCUGCUCUCUGUUCCUGGAUCUCAGGCCUCCCAGGAGUGAAAGUCCCCCACCCCCCAAGCCAGAGCCCCAGUUUCUCACCAAAACCAAGGCCAGCCCCUUUUGCUACUUCCCAGCCAAGGGCCCCAGCGUGUCCUCAGUGGCUCCGGCAGUGGCUUCAAGUGAAGGGCAGCUGUCCGAGAUCACAUCAUCCAGCUGACUGUGGUUUCCGUGAUCACAGAACCAGGGUGGGCUUCAUCUGCACUCUGGAGGUGGGCUGACUUGCCCGCGAAGGAAGGGGAACUGUCCCUUGCCUGCUCUGUGACAAAGUGUCGUCGCAGGCCGGGAGAAAAAGAAACAGCUUUGCGGUGGUGUGGGCGUGUCUCUGUAAUGGAAACCCCGUCCGUGUGGGAGACGGAGACUACGGUGUCGCGGCUGCGUGGCUCCCAUGCGCUGCAUUUGCUGUCGUGCCAGAUCCCAUCGGAGCCAUAACUGAAGUGUGAAAAGAUAAGGUUUGAGUGGCCCAGUGUUUUAAACUUAAAAAGAAAUUCAUCCUUGGUCACAUUAUUUUUCUAACAACUUUUAUUUUAGCUUCAAACAUAGGUCUUAGAGCCAAACGGACCACAUAACCCAACGGUGUUAAGCCGUAGCAAGACAUUCUCACAUGUAGGUGGUGCAUUUGUUCUCGGGGUGCCUGUGGGAGUCUCUCCUCUCGGCUUCUGCACGACCUCUGUCUUCGGAGGCGUCGGCAGGGAAAUGCGCCACCUGCCUGUCAACUUGGAUCUGGAGGCCGUGGGUCCUGGGUCACAUCCGUCCUUCUCUGAAUCCGCCCUCACUUACUCCAUUUUGUGGGUAAGUCCAGUAGCUUGACUGUGACUUAUUUUUAAUCUCUAUAAAUUUUGGCUACAAAGGAAAAAAAAAUUUUUAAAGAUUCUCAGUACAUAUACACAGAAGAAUGUGUCACAUAAAGAAACUAUUUAGAAUAACUUUUUUCUACUUGAUGCAUGUUAUUUUCUUAGGGAAAAUCGCCAAACAGACUUGGCAGUCUAAAAAAGGAAAUCAUUUAACUGGAUGCUGGUGAUCUAAACAGUAUUUUGUAACACAGUCUGUACGACCUGGUGUCAUACUUUACGAUGUAUUGUCCUUUUUAACCUGUACUGAACUGAAAGCACACGGGGGCGUAUGAAGCACUUGUUAGUGAGGGGAAAGAUUAUGAAAUUGAGUCCAUCUUCUGAUUUUUGUAUGUUUCCUCUGAAUUUAUGCGACUGCUGGCAGGGACUGUUUGUUUACAGCCAGUCUGUAGUAGUAUCCGCAGGGCUUAUCAAUACUCAGCAAAACCAAGUUCAAUAAAGAAAAGCCUGUCUGCCCUCA